AUGUUCCCAAAUACCCAGCGAUUCUUUCUGUCGGCGCUGGCAGCGACAACACUGCUCGCGACAUCUUCAUCUGCUGUCGCUAUUCAGCCCCGCCAAGGCCCUGGUGCCAUUAGAGAUUGGAUCACCAUCGACCAAAAUGGCCACCCCAAAACCAUUACUCCGUCCAUCGUAACCAGCAAUGGUGCUCGCACCACCAUCAGCCCGCCACCAUACGCACUCACUGGUAGCGUUUUCACCGUCACGGCCACCAACGGGGUUCUGACGACGAGCACCGGUGUGCCGCCGCCACCUCAGGCCAGCAAUACGAAGGGUUACGGAGGAGUUUUCUCUGUUUGCAAUAACAAUCCCGGACCGGACGGCCCCUUCUGCCAACCUCGACGUGGAAGUACUGUGCACGUGGAGACUACCUACUACAUCACCUGGGAUGCAACCUUCUUUGAGGAUCCCACUACACCAAUUGGCAUUGUUGGAUAUGAUGUCAGUAACACAGGCAGCCUGGACGCUGCACCCGCCUUCUCGGUGACAAAUAUCCGCGGCGGCGAUGGAUGGGCCUACUGGACGCCGCGUAUGGGCGAUCUCGAGGACAAAGACUCUAACAACAUGACCCUCAUCCUCAUGUACAGCGAUCCUCUUUCAGAAGAGCAGAAGAACGUUUCGGGCCCGGUAUUCACCAUCCGCCCGCCACUAGACCUUGACGGCAGGUCCAGCUCGAGUCCGAACUUGUUGGCCAUAUUAUUACCCGUCAUUCUUAUCACUUUGGCCAUUGUAUCUGUGAUGCUUUGGCUCUACUACCGCCGCCGCCGCCGUCAAGCGGCCGCCAUGGCUGCUGCCACCGCGAAAUAUCACAGCACCGUAUCUGGCCCACCCAAAAGCCGCGUAACGAAGAACGACGCUGAUAUUCAGCUUGAGCCGACAAGUCCGCCACCUCUGUCGCCCGGUCGGAAUGUUUUCCAGGAGGAGGUGCGUAGGCAGGAGAGGGAAAGAGCAUGA
This is a messenger RNA of Colletotrichum truncatum, 990 nucleotides long. RefSeq lists its product as uncharacterized. The record is from RefSeq and is a predicted model, not a curated record. Lineage: Eukaryota; Fungi; Ascomycota; Sordariomycetes; Glomerellales; Glomerellaceae.